Vombatus ursinus (common wombat) is the source of this 1006-nucleotide messenger RNA. Its product is annotated as DLA class II histocompatibility antigen, DR-1 beta chain-like. The record is from RefSeq and is a predicted model, not a curated record. Lineage: Eukaryota; Metazoa; Chordata; Mammalia; Diprotodontia; Vombatidae. Gene Ontology annotation, molecular function: MHC class II protein complex binding. Gene Ontology annotation, biological process: antigen processing and presentation of exogenous peptide antigen via MHC class II; immune response; positive regulation of T cell activation. The transcript has 6 exons. Gene Ontology annotation, cellular component: membrane; MHC class II protein complex. Bases 121 to 915 code for a protein of 264 amino acids.
GACUUAAAGAUACCAGCCAGGUCUUUUUCUCCAACAAGUGAGGUGCUAAGUCCUAUUGAUUGACUAGAGGCCCUUCAUCCUGCUGUUUGCUCAUUCUCACAACUCGGGCUCAUCUCUAACAUGGUUGAUGUUUGGAUCUCUGCUGGCUGCUGGAAGACCGGUCUGUUAAUGACACUGAUGGUGUUCAGUCUGCCUGCAUCUUGGGCCAGGGACAUCCCAGAGGAUUUCGUGUUGCACUACAUGGGAGAGUGUUACUUCACCAACGGCACGGAGCGGGUGCGGCAUGUGUUUAGAGUCAUGUACAACGGCCAGGAAUUUGUCCGCUUCGACAGCGACGUGGGGGAGUUCGUGGCUGUGACGGAGCUGGGGCGGCCCGCUGCUAAGUACUGGAACAGUCAGGAGGACUACCUGGAGGAACAACGAGCCUACGUUGACACGGUGUGCAGACACAACUACGAGGUAGACAAGCCCUUCACGGUGGACAGAAGAGUCCAGCCCAGAGUGACCAUCUCCCCCUCCAAGACAGAGGCCCUGCAGCACCUGCUGGUCUGCUCUGUCACUGGCUUCUAUCCAAGCAAGAUCAAGGUCACCUGGCUCAAGAACGGGCAGGAGGAGACAGCUGGGGUUGUGUCCACGGGUCUGAUACAACAUGGAGACUGGACCUACCAGACCCUGGUCAUGUUGGAAAUGAUUCCCCAGAGCAGAGACGUCUACACCUGCAGUGUGGAGCAUGCCAGCCUACAGAGCCCCAUCAGUGUGGAAUGGAGGGCACAGUCUGACUCUGCCCAGAGCAAAUUGCUGAGUGGAAUUGGAGGCUUUGUCCUGGGGCUCAUCUUCCUAGGUGUAGGACUGUUCAUCCACCUGAAGAACCAGAAAGGACGCACUGGGCCUCAGCCUGCAGGCCUGCUGAGAUGAACCUUUGGAUUGCAUGCUUCAAAGAGAGUGCCUCCCAUCCCUGCUCUCCUGUGCAGGGUCCCCAGUCAUCCAGGAGGGAGGAACAGCUGAG